AUGGAAACUGUUAGCGCAACACAGUCAGAUGAGUAUAGUAUUUCUAUAAAUCAGUAUGAAGCAGAUUCUCAAGAAGUUACCCAUGAGAAAAUUUCACUCUUCACUGCAUCGGAAAGUAGUCAUGUUACAAAUAAAAUAAUCGGAAAAUCUAAUAAUGAGGAAACAUUAGAUUAUAUAAAACCUGAUUCUAAUAAUCGACCUCUUUUGAACGAGGAAAAAUUUUCUUCAAGCUUGGUUAGUAAUAAUGAACAAUCUGUUACAUUUUCACCAACUGAUGUGUCUGAAGAAUUAAAUAAUAACUUAGUGAAAUCUCAAGUUAAUAUAGAAAAAUUCAAUAAUACACAGCAAAUUUCUGAUUCAUAUGAAAAUACAGAAAAUAUUUAUAAUCAAGACGAAUUAAAGUUAGAGGAACAUAUAAUGGAAAAUGCUUCAACUUUAAAUCAGCAGCAAAAUGAAAGUGGACACCAUAUUGUAUCUAGUCAAGAGGAGUUUAAAAGAGCUCCACCUCAUCACGAAGACAUUCCAUCUUUUAGUGAAUGGACUCAAAAACAAUUAGCAGAGGCGGAAAAAAAAAAGACGGAUCAAAAUGAAACAACGGAUAAAUUUCCCAGGCUCCGUGGAAAAUUUCGAAUAAAAAAUUAUGCAUCACCCGAUUGUGGAGCCAAAAUAGUGGCAGCCAAUCCCGAAUCUUUAAGUUCAUCAUCUGUUCUUUCUUCAUUGAAAGAUGAAUACAUGCUCAACUAUUGCACAAAUAGAAUUUGGUUUAUAAUUGAAUUAUGCGAAGCCAUACAGGCGAAACAGUUAGAUCUGGCAAAUUUUGAAUUGUUUUCAUCAUCUCCGAAACAUUUUUCAGUUUUUGUUUCUCAUCGUUUUCCCACUCGCGAGUGGAGUAGUGUCGGAAAAUUUACCGCUCAGGACAGUAGAGACGUGCAAACAUUUAAUCUUCAUCCGCAUUUUUUCGGAAAAUACGUCAAAGUCGAAAUGCAUUCCCAUUAUGGUAAAGAACAAUUUUGUCCCGUGUCGUGGGUCGGAGUUUACGGAACGAGUGAAUUCGAAGUGUUGGCCAAAGAAGAUGAACGUAAUUCUCUAUCGGAGGAUGAUGAUGGAGAUCCGUACGAUGAAGAAUUAAUGUUUCAUCACAAAAAGGAUUCUCCGAAAAAUUUAUUUAGCAGUGCUACGGACGCUGUUUUAAGUAUAGUUAAAAAAGCAACGGCUCCGUUUAUGAAAUCGGACAAUAAUCAAACGGAAAGUAACAAUAGGGUAAAAACGGAGUCUUCCGACGAUAGUCUAUGCAUUACUCCUCGCUUUGUAGUCAUUUGUAAUAAUUGCACAAUAAAUAAAAACCAAAUGGUAUUAAAUGUUACGUUGCACGGUGUGCAAACAUUGAAAAAUUUAACUAAAAAAAAAGAUAAUUGUGAAGAUAAUGGACCGACGAAAUCUCAUUUUCAAGAUUCAUUUCUACCCGUUAAAUCUCAAAUCCCAGAUGAAAGCAUGGAGAAAGCAUCGGUUGAAAUUCAAUUUACAACUUCUCUCACGGAUGAAACGAUAAAGUCGAAAGAAAAUUGUGGAAUGAAAAUCGAACCAACGAAAACAUUAAACGAAGAGGAAAUGAGUAUUUUAAUAUCGGCUAAUUUAAAAUCAGAAAAGGAUCCGGAAGCACCCAGAGUGCUAGAUAAAUCCAAGGAUCUUUUAAAAACCGAAUACAUAAAUCCUUCUCUUGCAACGGACACAUUGAGCGAAAUAAGUGCGAGCGUCGUCGAGUAUGAGAAAAAAGAAGAAAAAGAUAAAACAUACUCGGGAGAAAAUAACACCGAAGUACAAAAAGACGCAGAAGCAGAAAACAAUAACAACAGCAACAGCAACAACAACAACAACAACAACAACAGUAAUACAACAAAUCAAGAUUCAAGUUUCGAUUCCAUAAUAAGCGAUUUAAACGCCAUUGAAAAAGUAGAAAGUUCUACAUCGGCUCCUUUCACAGCAUCCAAUCUUCCCUCUGAAUCGAUUUUCCUACGUUUGGCCAACAGGAUAAAAAAUUUAGAGGUUAAUAUGUCAUUGAGUUCGACUUAUUUAGAAGAAUUAUCGAAAAGGUAUCGGACUCAAUUGGAAUUAAUAUCAAAAACACUUAAUUUAACGAUACAAAAAGUCGAAGAACGUGCGAAAUUGGAAGAAGAAAAAGAGAGGAAGAGAGAAAAAGAAAUCAUGUUGAUACGAAUGCAAUUGGCUAAUUUAACCCGUGACGUAUCGACUUUCCUACGGGAACAAGAAAGUUGGAAACCUCAGGCAUCAUCCGUCAGUCAACACAUAUUUUUUAUACUCAUUGAAAUUUUACUAUUGUGGUUUUUUUUUAGUUAUUGGAAAAAACCUGGGAGUAGAGUUUUGCAAGAGACGGAGGGGAAAAAAUUACACAAAAGCUACGAAAGGAGAAGUUCACUGGAGGGUGUUAAAGGUCACGAUGGACCGAAGAAAAAAGUCAGGAGACCCAGCGACGAAGCUUUAGAUAUCGCAUUAUCCAGAACGUACAAGAUUGAUAAAAAGAGAAAGAGGAAAAAAAAAGAUAGCAAAUGUUCUUUGAAUAAUUUCAAUCCGAAAAGGAAAACGUCCGAAGGGGACGCAUCGCAAAUGUUCAAAGAACGUUGUUCUCUUCAAGGAGAAGAAAAACACGUUAAAAAUUUGAAUAACGCGACAGAAAAUAAGGCUGAAAUAAUUCAAAACGUUUUUCCUAUAGAAUCAAAUAAUGUAUUUAAUAAAUUAUCGACUGCAUCAAAUGUACCUGUUAUAAGUGGUGGGAGUGGGAGUGGUGGUGGGGGUUCAACGGGAAAAUCCUUUCAAGGGAUUACUUCGCCUCCUUAUAUAAAAACAGCUGCGUCAAGUAGAGAUUUUCGCUUGCGUUUAGGAAGUAAUAAUAAUAAUAAUAAUAAUAAUAAUAAAGAAUCUAGUCAUUAA
Molecule: messenger RNA, 2946 nt
Organism: Pediculus humanus corporis (human body louse)
Lineage: Eukaryota; Metazoa; Arthropoda; Insecta; Psocodea; Pediculidae
Exons: 4
Coding region: 1-2946 (981 amino acids)
Biological process (GO): protein folding in endoplasmic reticulum
Cellular component (GO): cytoplasm; membrane
Source: RefSeq, a predicted model, not a curated record